Drosophila elegans is the source of this 835-nucleotide messenger RNA. Its product is annotated as accessory gland protein Acp29AB-like. The transcript has a single exon. Lineage: Eukaryota; Metazoa; Arthropoda; Insecta; Diptera; Drosophilidae. The record is from RefSeq and is a predicted model, not a curated record. The coding region runs from base 28 to 723 and encodes 231 amino acids.
CUCUGCAAUAAGUUAUAAUAAUUUAAAAUGGGCAAUGUCGAUUUCGUUUUCUCAAGCUUUCUCAUAAUCCUUGGAUUGCAAGGAGUGCUAGUCAAUUCUGAAAGUAUCAGACGUUCGGUGUGCCUUCUCGAGGAUGCACCAAGUCAAUGUGGCGCAUUCUGUCUGGCUGCACUACAACCGCUCAUUGACGAUAAUUAUCAGAUCAGUACCAGGUUGGAUGGUAUUGAGGGCAGACUAAACCGGACGGAAGAACAACUGCAGUUGCUCCAGGCAAAAAUGGAAGAUCUGCAUCUGGUGCUAAAGGACGGCAUGCAGCUGCUGUCGAAAAUGGCGGCACAAAAAGUACACCCGAGGUUCAAAAAAAUCGGCACUAGGUUCUUUUACAUAGAGUAUCAUAAAAUGGUUACUUGGCCUGUGGCUGCAGGAAUCUGUCGUAGGAUGGGUGGAUAUUUGGCUGCGAUCAAAAACGGAGAGGAACUCGAAGUCAUCUCGGCGGAGCUAAAAACAGAUACUUCUUACUGGCUUGGCAUUAAAGCUCAGACCAAGAAGGGCAACUGGGUAUCGUUGGCCUCCGGCAAGCCCGCGACGCCUUUCAAGCUUGUAAGUCAACCUGGCGAAGAGGAUCACACUAGAUAUUGUAUUGACUUGUAUGAAGAUACAUUUUUUGAAAACGACUGUACAGAACUAUAUUAUUUCAUUUGCCAAGCAGACAACGUAGUAUAGAAAAACAAAUAGCAAUGUUUAUAUACUCUUGUAUCUAUUAUGAAAAUAAAAUACUCUAUAUUUAUACGUACACUAUUAAAAACAAUAAAGCUAUGUUAAUCUUUCCAAUGUC